UCUUUGUUUUCUGAGUAAUUAUCUUUUUAAUUAAUGGCGACAGAGGCGUGAAUUCCUCCCUGCCACCUUCUUCAGCUCUUUCCCUUUUCACCGCUGCUAGAGACACCUGAAACCAAUUAAUUACAACUGAUCUAGUUGUGCAUUAGACACAAAAAGAGCUGAAGUGAUUAGAUGUAAAUACAAAGAGAGUAAAAGGCGACCAAGAGAACGGAGAGGGUGAAAGAGAUCCCGCUGGUCAACCUAUUUGAUAAAAGGGAGGAUCAGAGGGCAGUGGAGGAUAUGGCCAGAUUAAGGUGCCAACACGCUAAGAUAAUAACUAGUUGUGAGUCAGUGGGAAAGAUUGACUGCAGGAGCCCAGAGUCUUGACUGACAGGCAAAGGACUCAUUGCCAUUCUUUGUGCUGUGUCAAGCAUAGCACCACAGAGAGAGAGGAGAAACUCCUGGCUGGCUGCCACAAUCAGGGCCAAUUAGGAGAAUUUGAUUAUAUGCCUUAAUCUUGGCAGUCAGGUGGAAAAGCAGUCAGACAGAGAAAGAGGAGGCUGAGCAGGUGCCACCGAUACACACCAUUAUCUCCGUCCAUCUCUAAUUGAGUUUGUUUCUGCCCCUGUGAGUGUCUCAUCUCCAAACAAGAGUUUUAAGUGGUGGAGGUUCUUCAAGAGAAAACAGGAAAAGAGGGAGAAAAAACACUUUGUGUUUUCCUUCGGAGACAUACAAUGACUGUAUUCUAUCUCCUUUAUCUCUUUAAACCUAUUUUCCAUCCCUCCCUCAAGAUUUAUCAUCCCAGCUUGGACUUGUCCUUUCUGGAAGUUUCCCUGCAGCUUCCUCUAUCUCCAUAUUGAGCUUGAGAUAAAAGCAAGAGAGGAACUGAUAGGCAUAGAAGGGAAAAGAAGCAGCAAGGUACUGAAUCCGUGGAGGACAGAGCAGACUUUAUUUCCUUCCUCAAUCUCAGACACCCCGAGGCUCCUGCCCAGUGUCCCCAAAACUGCACUUCCUCUUUUUUAAAUUUCCUUGUCUCCUUUGGAGCCCGUUUCCCUGCUCCCCUCCUGGAUCAUACGCUCCAUCCUGGACCUCACCAAGAUUAAAGUGGCCCCAGUUAUCCGAGGGAAUCCUUUGAUAUCGGCUCCCAGUGUUGUCAUCAUAAUUCUGUGGCGGUACAGGCAGCCAGCAGACCAUUCUCCAUGAGGAGCAGUGGAAGAUGCCGGCUCUGCCAGCACUGCUGCUGUCGAUUUAUGUUGUUGUCCUGCUGCUGACUAUGGCACCUCUCUUCUUCAGCCAGGCCAACACCCUAUCUGCCGUCCGGAUGGCGGCCAUUUUGGAUGACCAGUCUGUGUGUGGUCGUGGUGAGCGUCUGGCUCUGGCUCUGGCCAGAGAGAACAUUAACAAUCAGAUGGAGGGUUCCGCCCAGGCCAGGGUAGAGGUGGAUGUCUACGAACUGCAGAAGGAUUCCCAGUACGACACCACUGACACCAUGUGCCAGAUCCUGCCUAAGGGCGUGGUCUCAGUGAUCGGCCCUGCCUCCAGUCCUGCCUCAGGGUCGACCAUCAGUCACAUCUGUGGGGAGAAAGAGAUUCCUCAUGUGAAGAUCGGCCCUGAAGAAACCCCAAAACUGCCAUACCUGCGCUUCGCCUCGGUGACUCUCUACCCGAGUAAUGAAGACCUCAGCCUGGCCAUCGGAUCCAUCCUGCGGUCCUUUGGCUACCCAACAGCUAGCCUGAUUUGUGCUAAAGCAGAGUGCCUGCUCCGACUAGAGGAGCUUGUUCGCCACUUCCUUAUCUCCAGAGAGACGCUGUCGGUACGAAUGCUGGAUGAAAGUCUGGAUCCCACCCCUUUGCUGAAGGAGAUCCGUGAUGACAAAGUGGCUACCAUCAUCAUCGAUGCUAAUGCCUCUAUAUCUUAUCAUAUUCUCAGGAAGGCUAAUGAGCUGGGGAUGAUGUCAGCCUUCUACAAGUACAUCCUCACCACCAUGGAUUUCCCUCUGCUCCAGCUCGAUGAUGUGGUGGGUGACCAGUCCAACAUCGUUGGUUUCUCCAUGCUGAACAUUUCCCAUCCUUUCUACCUGGAUUUCAUCAGGAGCCUGAACUUGUCAUGGAAAGAAGGGUGCAACAUCAAUCCAUACCCAGGACCUGCGCUGUCAUCCGCCCUGAUGUUUGAUGCUGUUCACGUGGUGGUGAGCGCCGUGCGGGAGCUGAAUCGCAGUCAGGAGAUUGGCGUGAAGCCACUGAGCUGCACCUCCCCCCUCAUCUGGCAACAUGGGACCAGCCUCAUGAACUACCUACGCAUGGUGGAAUAUGAUGGUCUGACAGGCCACAUUGAGUUCAACAGUAAAGGACAGAGGACCAACUACACCCUGAAGAUCUUGGAGAAACACCCUGCAGGCCAUAAAGAAAUUGGCACUUGGUAUUCCAACAACACAUUGGCAAUGAACUCAACUUCUUUGGACCUCAAUGCCUCAGAAACACUAGCUAACAAGUCCUUAAUUGUCACCACUAUACUGGAAAACCCAUAUGUAAUGCGCAAGUCCAAUUAUCAGGACUUCCGUGGAAAUGAUCAGUAUGAAGGUUUUUGUGUGGACAUGCUGAGGGAGCUGGCAGACAUCCUGAAGUUCUCCUUCAAGAUUAAGCUGGUGGAUGACGGGUUGUAUGGAGCACCUGAACCUAAUGGCAGCUGGACCGGCAUGGUGGGGGAGUUGAUCAACAGGAAAGCUGACCUGGCCGUCGCCGGCUUCACCAUCACCUCAGAGAGGGAGAAGGUAAUUGAUUUCUCCAAGCCAUUCAUGACUCUGGGAAUCAGCAUCCUCUACCAAGUGCAUCUGGCUCGAAAACCAGGUUACUUUUCCUUUCUCGACCCGUUUUCUCCUGCUGUUUGGCUUUUCAUGCUGCUGGCCUACCUUGCUGUUAGCUGUGUUCUCUUCCUCGCCGCCAGGCUCAGUCCUUAUGAGUGGUACAACCCUCACCCAUGUUUACGGGAGCGGCGGGACAUCCUGGAGAACCAGUACACACUGGGAAACAGCCUGUGGUUCCCAGUUGGAGGCUUCAUGCAGCAAGGCUCAGAGAUUAUGCCGCGGGCCCUGUCCACCCGCUGCGUCAGCGGAGUCUGGUGGGCGUUCACUCUCAUCAUAAUCUCUUCCUACACGGCCAACCUGGCAGCGUUUCUCACCGUACAGAGAAUGGAGGUGCCGAUCGAGUCUCCCGAUGACCUGGCAGACCAAACCAACAUCCAAUAUGGCACCAUACAUGGAGGGUCCACUAUGACCUUCUUCAUGAACUCGCGGUACCAGACGUACCAGCGAAUGUGGAACUACAUGAAGUCCAAGCAGCCCAGUGUGUUUGUGAAGAGCACAGAAGAAGGUAUCGCCCGUGUCCUCAAUUCCAAGUACGCCUUCCUGAUGGAGAGCACCAUGAACGAGUAUUACCGCAGCCUAAACUGCAACCUCACGCAGAUCGGAGGACUGCUGGACACAAAGGGAUAUGGCAUCGGCAUGCCGCUGGGCUCUCCAUACCGAGAUGAGAUCACGCUGGGGAUCCUGCAGUUGCAGGAGAGCAACAGGCUGGAGAUUCUGAAGAGACGCUGGUGGGAGGGAGGCCAGUGUCCUAAAGAGGAGGACCACCGAGCCAAAGGUCUCGGCAUGGAGAAUAUUGGCGGGAUCUUUGUAGUUCUGAUCUGUGGCCUCAUCGUAGCUGUGUUUGUGGCCAUCAUGGAGUUUGUGUGGUCAACUCGCCGCACCGCUGAGACAGGCGAGGUCUCUGUUUGUCAGGAGAUGUUGACAGAGUUUCGAAAUGCAGUUUCUUGUAAGAAAAGUUCCCGGGCUCGUCGGCGACGCCCCCUGAGCAGUGCUGGGGGUGGAGUUCUGCGUCACCCCUCCCGACUAGCCUUAGCAGGCCCUAGGCCGAUUCGGCUAGUCCGAGAGAUGCGACUCAGCAAUGGGAAACUCUACAGUGGCACUGGGCCCCUGACUGGGGGCUUGGCAGGGCUGGGGGCAGGUAUGGCGACCGGACCUGAUUUGGGCCCAGGGCCACAGAGGCUCUUGGACGAUCCAUUAGGUGUCAACUCUGCCUCUAGUAACCCUCCUCCACCUCCCCCCAUGCCAGCCUUUGAGGCUCCGCCCGCCCCGCCACGCAGCUUCCUGCAGAGCUGCAGCCAUGUCCGCAUCUGCCAGGAGUGCCGGCGGAUCCAAAGUCUGCGGCCGGCCACACUCACCCCUCCCCCACCUCCUCCACCUUCUUCCUCCUCCUCUGCCUCGUCCUGCUCCCGAAUCCCUCCUUCGCUGGCGAUGUCGGGACAUCACCAUCGCCAUAAUCCCCACCACCACCUCCACUACCACCACGGAUCCAUGUCUUUACCCCGCCUCCCUCCACCUCCUCCCCCAAUCUCGACAGACAGAGCCGACAGUGAUGGGGGAACAGCAAGCCCACUACGGGCAAAAAACAGACCCGCACCUCCACCCAGGCCGCCGCCUGCCAAAGGACCAACAUACCCACCAACGGACUUACUUGGGGGACACAGUUGUGCUUAAAAACAUUGAGUAAAGACUCAAAAGAUACAUUUUAAAACAUUCAAACUUUUCCUUUGGCCCAAGCAGCACAGCUGUACCUGUCCAAACUCCUGAGGAAGAGGAGAGGAGAAGCUAUUUGGACCCAUUUGUUGGGCGGAACCCUCAAAGUGGAGCCUUUGGCUCAGUUCAUACUAUAAACCUUUACUGAGUGAUGAUUGAUUCUAAGCUCUAACCUUAGCGGAGAGGAUUAAAUAAAUUGAACUCUGGAAUUUGCAACUUGAAGCAGUUACAUGAAUAGGCAAACAGAGAAUUAGGGAACAACUUUUGAUUCAGUCCACCAUCUCUUACCUCGGCAAAUCCUCCCACUGCAAGAAUAGACGACUUUGAGACACAAACACUUAGAGGUCACGGUUGUUUUUGUUCUCUUUUUGUUUUCUUUUUUCCCCAUUUGAAUACUGAAGUAGGUGUUUGAGUAAGAGGAAACCUUCCUGCAGAAAAGUGGUAGCAGAUCAGUUGUACAGUAAUCAUGGUCUUAUGUCACUCUUUUGAACGUUUGUGGAAGGAGGAUGUAGCUUUUUUUCCUCAUACUGUUUUGCUGUUUGUAAAGAUUCCUGCUGGCUGGUGCUGUGAUCCACAGAGCAGAUAAACAAAAUAGUUAUUACUUGCCUAAAGUGUUCAAAACUGUGCUGAGGUAGUUCUUCUGUUACAUAGAAAAUGUAUCAAGUCAGAAAAAUGCACUGUGAGGCAUCUGAUGGUAAAGAGCUGUGAAGCAACAAGAGUUCAUUAUUUUUAUAAAGAAAAGAAAAAUCAAAGAAAAACUUUUGAAAUCUUUGAGAUGUCAUGUUACACAACUUCAAGAUGUGACAACCAGUUGCAUAGCAAUGUUUUUCGGUAAAAAAAAAAAAAAGUAUUAUUUUUAGCGUUGUUUGGGGAGAAGAACAUCACUAAAGGCCUUUGCACACCAUGUCUCAGUGCUUCAGUUUAUGUCAGCAGAGUAAUCAUGCACAUGAAUGUUAUUGUCUAAAAUUAAUUCUGAUGUGCAUCAACCAUUCAGAUAAAAAGAACAGUAACUGUUUAUAGAAGUGUGCAGUCUCCUUUUAGAUGUGCUGAUCCAGUAUUAUCAGCAGCAUGCAUGAAUCAAUCAGUGGUCACAUAUGUUUUUUCAGCUGAAGUCUUCUUCAUGGUUGGUUGGAUGGACCAACUUUUUACUUAUUUUUCUACUGUAAAUGACAGCAAAACCGCCUUGACAAUAUAGCAUUUCUAUUCUGCCUUGUAUUGCAGAAUUUCCACAAAGGUUUGAUUAAUUAAACCGUUGGGACAACAUUUGCUAGCUUUUGACACUUUCAAAUUUGUUAGAUGAUGGGUUAAGAUAAUAUAAUAUAUGUAUACUUGUGCAAAGGCCUUUUGGUUUGUAGUUUUUAAUUUAGCAUAUAAGGCUAUUUCUAUUACCGAAUGACACUGAUGUCACAAAAUGGAUGAGCAGGUGAAUUAAAAAUACACCUCAAGAUGUCACUUUAACAUAUAUUUUUAUACACAUUAAGUUAAUGUAAAAUUCAGAUGUAUACAAUUUAUACUGAGUCAAGUUAGCAGUUUGAAACUCUUUCUUAGCAUGCUAGGCUAAGUGAGGCUAACAAGAAUGGAAAACUAAUUUCAAGAUGUUCCAGUUAGCAGGCAAAUGGGGAAACAUCUUCAGAGCUUAUUUAGAAAAUAUAUUUUUGAUCCAGCCAAAAAAUAUCAGUUUUAUAUAAUUUUAUGUAAAACCAAGCUGCUUAAUUAGGGAAAUAGCAGGGUUAUUUCCACAACGUUACCCAUAGCUUAAAGCUAACUAGGCUGUUUUUAAAAAAAGGAUGAAUAAAUGGCCACAAUUGGAAUACAAAAUAUAAUAUUAAAGUGCAUUAAAACUGGAGAAUAUUAUUUCAGAUAAUAAUCAGAAGAUACAGUAACCAGAGUUGUACCAGAUUUUUAUCCCCUAAUACUGAUCCAAGUCAUUUAAGAUCGGUAAUUCUGCAAAAACCAAUAUGUAUUGGCAUAGUGUAACUGUGUAUCACCAAAGAGAUUUUAGAUGCGAUAAUAUUUCCUAUUUGUCUUUCUUUUACGAUAGCAUAACACUUGCAUGUUUCCUCUCUCUGGUUAUGACUUGGUAACUCAGCUCAUAAAACAUUUUUGUAUAAUUUCAGUAAUUCUUGUGCAGACAAACCUUACAGAGAAAGUUCUUUGAACAUUGUCAGAUCUCCUAGCUAAAUGGAGAAGCAUCUGAACACAAAGUGCGGAGUGGGUCACAUGACACAAAUGGGAACUGCUUGCAGAUUAUCUUUCACUCCGAGUAUCACUGUCAAGGGAAGACAGAAAUAGUUAAAUUAUGUACUUGGCAUGCAAUGCAGUUUUGCAAUGCAUGCCUGUACAAGUUUGUCAUGUGUUUUUGCACAUGUCAAUCAAAAUAAAACCACAAAACGUACAGUAAUGAAAUGCCUCAAAUUGGAUGCCCUCGAGGACCGCAAUUUGAUCCUCCGGUCUUGUCGAGUGUUUUCUGUUUGACUGCACAUAAAAUGUUCGUGUUAUUAAACUUACCAAUUCGAACUGGUCAGCUCAGUCAAUGUUUUAAGGUGUAGACGUGACCAAGCUAAUGCAGCUUGUUACGAUUUAAAUUUCUAAUGUCAUAUUUUUUUUGUUUGUUUUAUGAAUGAAGAAAAAACUGAAAACUGUGAUCUUUCAAAUGAUGUUCAAUUAUAAAAACUGCAUUGUUGUGUCAAGUUUGAAACUUGGAACGCUGUCUAUUCACAGUGCAGGAUAUGUGGAUUUUUUUAGUUUUUGUGGAGCAUAUCUCAGAUAUUAAAAAGAAAUUGCAGCUCGGGAAGAAGAAAAGCCCGGCUGCAACAAUACUUAACAUGCCAUUGACUGGUGUUUGCAAAGCAACAAUCUAGGGCUGUCAUCUUCUUUUGGCGUUCAUUUUCUUUGCUGCUGUUCCCCAAGAAUGAAGAUAAGGAAGACCAUGGAUGUUAAGUUGUCCAGUUUCAUAAUAGUAGUAAGGUAUUUGUUGUUUAAACUCUUAAAUUAGGCAUUUGUAAGCAUUUGGCGGGGAUCUCAAGUACUUGCAAAUUUCAGCUUUUGCCAAGCAGGUAUGGUCCUGAACCCCAGCAAAUACCGAGGAUGCACUGUAAUGUUUGGGGAUUUUUAUUUCUUAACGUUGCAGAAACUUUUGCAAACCUAAUAAAACAUUCAAAGUUGUGUUAAUUAAGACUAUAUGGACCCUUUUACUUCUUAUAAAGAUGCUUGAAAAAUAAAUUUACUGAACAUACAGUGAGUGAAGAACUACCUCAGUGCAGUUCCGUCUGUUUUAGGUCAGUUUAUUCCGUUUAUGCUGUUUUUAGGCUGUUUUUGUGGCUCAAAAGAGCUAGGAAACUUUGUACUGUACACACACCUAAGAACACCCAUACAUACAAACACACAAGCAAAAACACAUUUGACUGUAAACUUGGUGGACAAACUGAAGCAAAACAACACACUAAAUUUGUGAUUGUAUUUUCAUUGUGUCCAAUUGGAGUGUUUCUUGCAAUAUUAUUAUAUUUUUUUAUAUAAUAGAAAUUUUUCUUGAAGAUUCAUUUAUAAUCAAAUUCCCCGACCCUGGAUCAUCAUCGACAUGUCGGUUAUGAAUAGCAGUUCCACAUGUAAAGGCUUACGGUUGUGUAACUGUGAUUAGAGAAAAAUGAAACAUUGUUUUGAAGAGCAGUGCCUGUACGUUUUUAUUCAUUUUGUGAUCUUAUUUCACUUUUUCAUACAAACUGUAACAUCAAGGCAGCAGCAAAUGUGGAGAAUGUUGAUGAAAACCUAAAUGUCACUGACUAAUUAAGGUAUGUUCAUGCUUGCGUGUGUAUGUGUGUGUAAGACUGUGUGCUUGGCUAUCUUUGUGAGAACUAAGGUGAGUUCAGGCGCUGAAAGUUUCAGAUCAGGGUCUGAAUGGGGCUUAAGUCAUUGGGAUAAUGCAUGUCCUCACAAACUCAGCUAUGCAAGAGUGAACAUUGGUCUGUUGCACAUUUGACUAUGUUUGGGUUUUUGUUUUGCUCCCUCAGAUUUGUACCAGCAGAUUUCAGCUGUUCACACCAGAACAGGGACGACAGAAGGACAUUAUUCUGAUGAUUCUGAUGUGAUCAUGAUUAUUAUCAAUAUUGAUGUGUCGGGUGACUCUACGAGGGGUUCCUCCCGCUGAUGUUCAAUAUAUAGACACAUAUUUGGAAUAAAAAACAACUUUUAAAAAGUCAUUGUAUUGAAAAUGCAUUUGACUACGAUGUUUUUAUUUUUUAGUUGGUAGUUGUUUACUGUUUGUCUUUAUCACUGGGGAAUAAUUUAACCAGAUCUUCAUAAAGGUUUGUGAGCUUUUGUUACUACACAAUUCUUUAAAGGUUCUGCUACAUGUUUUUUUACUUUGACUAGACCACUGCAAAACCUGGGUUCUUUUCUUUUUCAACCAUUCUGCUCAAGAUUAGCUGUUUGGGACUAUUGUCUUGUUAAUUAACCAUUUUCACAAAGGGUUUAGCUGUCAGUCAAAUAUCUUCACAUCUGAAUUUACAAACUGAAGUUGAUUCUGAUUGGACGGCCUUGCUAGCUUGGCAGCUAGCUUGGAUGUUUUGAUUUGUUGUGGCGUUACGAAGCUUUGCAGAACAUCUCAGCCUUGUUCGAGAAGUUUCAUGAUUCAUCCUCUAUGUUUCAAGAGAGCAAAGAAAAAAAAGCUGGACGUUUAUUUUUCAGCUGAU
This is a messenger RNA of Poeciliopsis prolifica (blackstripe livebearer), 9240 nucleotides long. Its product is annotated as glutamate receptor ionotropic, kainate 5-like. The record is from RefSeq and is a predicted model, not a curated record. Lineage: Eukaryota; Metazoa; Chordata; Actinopteri; Cyprinodontiformes; Poeciliidae. The transcript is spliced from 20 exons. Gene Ontology annotation, cellular component: plasma membrane; kainate selective glutamate receptor complex; postsynaptic membrane. Bases 1196 to 4513 code for a protein of 1105 amino acids. Gene Ontology annotation, molecular function: kainate selective glutamate receptor activity; transmitter-gated monoatomic ion channel activity involved in regulation of postsynaptic membrane potential. Gene Ontology annotation, biological process: monoatomic ion transport; synaptic transmission, glutamatergic; modulation of chemical synaptic transmission.